Molecule: messenger RNA, 1082 nt
Organism: Caenorhabditis angaria
Lineage: Eukaryota; Metazoa; Nematoda; Chromadorea; Rhabditida; Rhabditidae
Source: the annotation of a GenBank genome assembly
AUGGCAAACAUUUUUCAUGUGAAAGGAAAAGAAGAAAUUGUAUUUGGCAGAAAAAAUGUUGUGAUUGCAUGCGAUGUUGUAAACGGAAAAGUGACUCAUGUCGAUGUGAGCAGCGAAUUAAUGGGUUAUAUUUUCGCUGGCGAUGAAAUAUUAUCAAUCAACGGCGAAACAAACAUCAAAACAACCGCUGAUUUCAACCAGAAAAUCUCAGCAAAAGUUCCCGGAAAAGUAUCAAUCGAAUUUAUGCGAGAUGAUCAUUGUCUAGUUACCGAAACAGUUCUUCCACCGCGACGCCCAAAUACUCAAAUGGUUGAAUUAACAUUGACAUAUCGAGGAGGUGCUGCAACUGGAAUGAUUAUUCAUAGAAUGUCAUCUGAUCCAAGAACAGUUACAAUGUCAAUGGUUUCAAGUUCAUCAGCUGCUUGCAAAUUCGUUCAUAAUGGUGAUAUUUUGGUGAAAGUAAAUGAUGUUUAUGUUUUGAGUCGAGAUGCGGCGAGAAAACUUCUUUAUGCAAGUGUGAAUAGUACUAAAACAGUGCGACUCACAUUGGAACGCUCAACAACAACACUUCCACUUGGACCUUCACCUGAUCCACCAACUGGUGCUAAAACAACUGCAUGUGAUCCUUUAUACAAAGUACAAUCAAAAAGUCUUGUUGCACCACCUCCCACAAAUUCACCAACAUCUCGUCUUAGUCUAACCAAGGCAAAUAAACAAUAUGAUGUUCUUCUUCCUGCUGAUGUUAUUGAAAUUAUGAAGAAAAAUCGAGAAUUUUUCAAAAAACCAUGUAAUAUUGCACCGUGUAUUGUCAAAAUUGUCAAUAAUAGCUCAAGUGUUAUGCAACCACGUAAGUUUAGCUUUGAAAAUUUAGGAUAUCUCUUGAAAAUCAAGUUUCCACCCAAAAAUUUCACAAAAAUUGGAUAUUGAAGGUCCUGGAACCAAAAAAUCCAAUUUUCAAUUCUACAAUUCCGAAUAUUUCAGCAGCUAUCAAACUCGAAGCAAUUGCUCAACCAGAAAUUGUGAUUCCCUGUGAUCCAUCGCCAAAACCCCUCAAAGCGACUCCGAAACGCGUUGGUUCUUGA